This is a messenger RNA of Ylistrum balloti, 3180 nucleotides long. Its product is annotated as mucin-3B-like. Lineage: Eukaryota; Metazoa; Mollusca; Bivalvia; Pectinida; Pectinidae. The record is from RefSeq and is a predicted model, not a curated record. The coding region runs from base 1 to 3180 and encodes 1059 amino acids. The transcript is spliced from 3 exons.
AUGCGAGGGACAUUUGCUAUCGGGGAUGUGCGACACGUUGAGGCAUGCGAGGGACAUUUGCUAUCGGGGAUGUGCGACGCGUUACGGCGUGUAAAGGACAUUUGCUAUCGGGGAUGUGCGACACGUAGAGGCAUGCGAGGGACAUUUGCUAUCGGGGGUGUGCGACACGUUAAAGCGUGUAUAGGGCAUUUGCUAUCGGGGGUGUGCGACGCGUUACGGCGUGUAAAGGACGUUUGCUAUCAGGGAUGUGCGACACGUAGAGGCAUGCGAGGGACAUUUGCUAUCGGGGGUGUGCGACACGUAGAGGCAUGCGAGGGACAUUUGCUAUCGGGGGUGUGCGACACGUUUUGGUAUGUGACGGACGGUCAAGAAGUUGAAAAGAGUGUCUACUAUCAUACUCUACGCCUCUUCAUACCCAACUCCACACCAUACCCUACUCCUCCUCAUACUCAACUCCACACCAUACCCUACUCCUCCUCAUACCCAACUCCACAUCAUACCCUACUCCUCCUCAUACCCAACUCCACAUUACAACCUACUCCUCCUCAUACCCAACUCCACAUCAUACCCUACUCCUCCUCAUACCCAACUCCACAUUACAACCUACUCCUCCUCAUACCCAACUCCAUAUCAUACCCUACUCCUCCUUAUCCCAAACUCCACAUCACAACCUACUCCUCCUCAAACCCAACUCUACGUCAUACCCAACUCCACGUCAUACCCUACUCCUCCUCAUACCCAACUCCAAGUCAUACUAAACUCCACCUCAUACCAAACUCCACAUCAUACACUUCGCCUCCUCAUACCCAACUCCACAUCACAACCUACUCCUCCUCAUAUCCAACUCCUCCUCAUACCCAACUUCACAUCAUACACUACUUACAACAUACUCAACUCCACAGCAUACCCUGUUCUUCCUCAUAUCAAACUCCACAUCAUACCCUACUCCACCUGAUACCCAACUCCACAUCAUUCCCUACUCCAUCUGAUACCCAUCUCCACAUCAUUCCCUACUCCACAUCAUACACUACUUACCAAAUACUCACCUCCACAUCACACUCUACUCCACCUGAUGUCCAACUCCACGUCAUACCCAACUCCACAUCAUACCCAACUCCUCCUCAUACCCAACUCCACAUCAUACCCUACUCCACCUCAUACCCAACUCCACAUCAUACCCAGCUCCACAUGAAGCCCUACUCCUCCUCCUCAUACCCAACCCCACGUCAUGCCCUACUCCUCCUUAUACUCAACUCCACACCAUACCCAAUUCCACCUCAUACCCAACUCUACAUCAUACCCAACUCCACAUCACACCCUACUCCUCCUCAUACCCAACUCCACAGCAAACCCUACUCCUCCUCAUACCCAACUCCACAUCAUACACUACUUACCACAUACUCAACUCCACAUCACACUCUACUCCACGUCAUACCAAACUCCACAUCAACCCUACUCCUCGUCAUACCCAACUCCACAUCAUACACUACUUACCACAUACUCAACUCCACAUCACACUCUACUCCACCUCAUACCCAACUCCACAUCAUACCCUACUCCUCCUCAUACCCAACUCCACAUCAGACCCAGCUCCACAUGAAGCCAUACUCCUCCUCAUACCCAACCCCACUUCAUACCCUACUCCUCCUCAUACCCAACCCCACUUCAUACCCUACUCCUCCUCAUACCCUACUUCACAUCAUACCCAACUCCACAUCAUACCCUACUCCACGUUAUGCCCAGCUCCACAUCAAACUCUACUCCAUCUUAUACCCAACCCCACAUCAUAACCAACUCUUCCUCAUAUCCAACUCCACAUCAUACCCUACUCCUCCUUAUACCCGACUCCACAUCAUACCCUGCUGCACGUCAUAUCCAACUCCACAGAAAACCCUACUCCUCCUCAUACCCAACUCCACAUCAUACACUACUUACCACAUACUCAACUCCGCAUCACACUCUACUCCACCUCAUACCCAACCCCACAUCAUACCCUACUCCUCCUCAUACCCAAAUCCACAUCAUAUCCUACUCCACCUUAUACCCAACUCCACAUCACAUAUCACUACUUACCACUUACUCAACUCCACAUCACACUCUACUCCACCUCAUACCCAACCCCACAUCAUAUCCUACUCCACCUUAUACCCAACUCCACAUCAAACCCUACUCCUCCUCAUACCCAACUCCACAUCAUACACUACUUACCACUUACUCAACUCCACAUCACACUCUACUCCACCUCAUACCCAACUCCACAUCAUGCCCAACUCCUACUCAUACCCAACUCCACGUCAUACCCGACUCCUCCUUAUACCCAACUCCACAUCAAACCCUACUCCUCGUCAUACCCAACUCCACAUCAUACACUACUUACCACUUACUCAACUCCACAUCACACUCUACUCCACCUCAUACCCAACCCCACAUCAUAUCCUACUCCACCUAAUACCCAACUCCACAUCAUACACUACUUACCACUUACUCAACUCCACAUCACACUCUACUCCACCUCAUACCCAACUCCACAUCAUGCCCAACUCCUACUCAUACCCAACUCCACACCCAGCUCCACAUGAAGCCAUACUCCUCCUCAUACCCAACCCCACUUCAUACCCUACUCCUCCUCAUACCCAACUUCACAUCAUACCCAACUCCACAUCAUACACUACUCCACGUCAUGCCCAGCUCCACAUCAAACCCUACUCCAUCUUAUACCCAACUCCACAUCAUAACCAACUCUUCCUCAUAUCCAACUCCACAUCACACCCUACUCCUCCUUAUACCCAACUCCACAUCAUACCCUACUCCUCCUUAUACCCAACUCCACAUCAUACCCUACUCCUCCUUAUACCCGACUCCACAUCAUUCCCUACUGCACGUCAUACCAAACUCCACAGCAAACCCUACUCCUUCUCAUACCCAACUCCACAUCCUACACUACUUACCACAUACUCAACUCCACAUCACACUCUACUCCACCUCAUACCCAACUCCACAUCACACCCUACUCCACCUCAUACCCAACUCCACAUCAUACACUACUCCUCCUCAUACCCAACUCCACGUCAUACCCAACCCCACAUCAUACCCUACUCCACGUCAUACCCAACUCCACGUCAUACCCAACUCCACAUCAUACCCAACUCCUCCUCAUACCCAACUCAACGUCAUACCUAG